AUGCAACCAAACGACAAUCGUCAACUAUCAAUGCCCAAUCCUCCGGACCAGUCAUUGAAACGUCACAUAUCGCAGACCCAGGGCUCUAACGUGGGUAACAUCAAACGUCAACGCAUUUCCAUCGACAAAUCACCUCAGCAGCUCACCUACAGUGACGUUCCUCAAGCUCCAGGGUCUAGUUUUACCCUUACCGAUAAUCCUCAAUCGACCAACGCCGACACAAUCGCGUCUUCAUACACCUCGUUGGACCCCUCUCCGCGAGAACCCCAAGACCCUUAUGACGACCCUUAUGAUGAUCCAGAGUUCGAUCAAAUCUUUGAGAGCCUCACUGGACCCAAUUCUACCGACAAGUCAGGAACGUCACCGCUUUUAGUCGAUAGUGAUGAAUUUGCUCUGAAACAGUCGGACCAGGAUGCAUUGGCGAAGUUUCUGGAGGAAGAAACCUAG
This is a messenger RNA of Fusarium tjaetaba, 447 nucleotides long. RefSeq lists its product as uncharacterized. Bases 1 to 447 code for a protein of 148 amino acids. Lineage: Eukaryota; Fungi; Ascomycota; Sordariomycetes; Hypocreales; Nectriaceae. The transcript has 2 exons. The record is from RefSeq and is a predicted model, not a curated record.